UGUCGACUCAGCGCCAGCAUUAGAUUAGAGUGUCAGUGAUGUAUUAACGAUGUCGACGUGUGUGUGCUUAGUGUCGUUACUGCUGCUGCUGCUAUCAGGAUACGAAGCUUCCAGGAAGUACGUGGAUGACUUCUAUUACGGCACCUUUCCUGACGGGUUCCUGUGGAGCACUGCGACAGCGGCCUACCAAAUAGAAGGGGCCUGGAACGAAGACGGGAAAGGUCCCAGCAUUUGGGAUGUGUACGUGAGGGAACCUGGGAAGAUUGUGGGCGGCGCCACGGGCGACAUCUCCUGCGACAGCUACCAUAAGUACCAGGAGGAUGUACAGCUACUCAAAUCACUGGGGGUGUCCCACUACCGGUUCUCAAUAUCAUGGCCACGGGUGAUGCCUUAUGGGAGUGGUACUGUCAUCAACCAAUCAGGACUGGACUACUAUAACAGACUAAUUAACGAGCUCCUUGCAAAUGGAAUCCAACCAAUGGUAACGAUGUACCACUGGGACCUUCCUCAAGCCGUUGAGGAUAUCGGGGGCUGGUUGAACGGAGACAUCGUCGAUCUCUUCACCGGCUACGCCAAGCUGUGCUUCAAAACCUUUGGUGAUCGAGUUAAGUUCUGGAUUACAUUCAAUGAACCCGUGGUUGUGGCUGUCGGUGGCUACGGUGACGGAACAAAAGCCCCGGGACUCAACAAACCCGGCACCUACCCCUACGUCGUGGCCCACAACAUCAUCAAGAGCCACGCCAGCGUCUACAGGCUGUACGACCAGGAGUUCAGGGCAUUUCAGAAAGGUCAGGUAGGUAUAACUCUGAGUAUGGUGUUCAACCAGCCCAAAGACCCCAGCAGUGCAGCUGAUCGGGAAGCAGCGGAACGGGCCAAUCAGUUUGAACAUGGCUGGUUUGCUCAUCCAAUCACUGUGAACGGCGAGUACCCGGAUGUGAUGAGAUCCCAGGUGGACAUGAAGAGUAGACAGGAAGGCCUCACCACGUCCAGACUCCCGCACUUCACAGAUGACGAGAAGAGGUGGAUCAACGGCACCGCCGACUUCUUGGGACUGAACUACUACACGUCGAGCCUGACGUCCCCCAAGGUCAUGCCAUACAACCCCCCGAGCUACCACGCAGACCAGGAUGUGUUCUCCGAAAAGGACCCUAAAUGGCCCAAAUCCGGGUCCUCGUGGUUGCGGUACACACCAAAAGGAGCACGUGCCGUGUUGAAUUGGCUUAAGGUGACGUACGACAACAUGCCCAUCUAUGUUACCGAGAACGGCGUGUCCGACAACAACGGCAGCUUGCACGACUUCUACAGAGUCAACUACUACAGAGACUAUCUGGAUGAGAUGUUGAAGGCUGUCCGUCUCGAUGAGUGUAAUCUGAAGGGCUACACGUCAUGGUCUUUGAUGGACAACUUCGAGUGGACUCGGGGAUACUCGGAGAAGUUCGGCCUUCAUUACGUCAACUUCUCGGACCCUGCGAGACCACGCAUACCAAAAGAUUCGGCUAAAUUCAUCACUCAAGUGAUUGCAGAUAAUGGCUUUAAACCACCGAUAUCUGAGAAACAAUCUUUAUGAUUCAUUUAACAAUAAAAGCUCUCAGAUCCUGUUAACACAAUAAGUUGGUAGUCUUCUGCUGUUGCUGCUACCAUUGCUGUUACCGUUGCUGUUGCUACUACCUGUUUUGUCACAUCUCCCACAACUGUUGCUGACUCAAUAAACAAUGACCAAAUGAA
This is a messenger RNA of Haliotis rubra (blacklip abalone), 1725 nucleotides long. RefSeq names its product lactase-phlorizin hydrolase-like. Gene Ontology annotation, biological process: carbohydrate metabolic process. Gene Ontology annotation, molecular function: beta-glucosidase activity. The record is from RefSeq and is a predicted model, not a curated record. The transcript has 8 exons. Bases 50 to 1567 code for a protein of 505 amino acids. Lineage: Eukaryota; Metazoa; Mollusca; Gastropoda; Lepetellida; Haliotidae.